Cucurbita maxima (winter squash) is the source of this 1249-nucleotide messenger RNA. Its product is annotated as heterogeneous nuclear ribonucleoprotein F-like. Gene Ontology annotation, cellular component: ribonucleoprotein complex. The transcript is spliced from 2 exons. The record is from RefSeq and is a predicted model, not a curated record. Bases 243 to 1019 code for a protein of 258 amino acids. Lineage: Eukaryota; Viridiplantae; Streptophyta; Magnoliopsida; Cucurbitales; Cucurbitaceae. Gene Ontology annotation, molecular function: RNA binding.
AGAAUCCACACCCAUUGGGGUUUAAAUCAAAGUGGAUUUUGCAAUUUGUUGAGCUUGUCUUCAAAUUCAUGGCCCAGCCCGGAACGAAAUCGGGGGUAGGGAUCCAUUGCCACUGAGGCUUAACCGGAGGUUUCACUUCCUCACGCGUAUUUACCUUCGGAAUUUCGAUUCAGCCUUCACAAUCCAACUGAAGCUGCGCGGUCGUCAAGGACGAGAACUGGGUAUUCCCUAUCAGCGCGAACAUGUUCUACCGGGGUCCAUAUGCUGAUGGUGGUGAUGGUCGAGAAAUGGGUGCAAAGCGUCAAAGGAUAGUUGAUCAAGGAUCUUCUUAUUAUGGGACCCCUCCGGGUUCUGGGUUUAUGUAUAAUACAAGUCCCUAUGCAUGUGUUAGUCAGCCCCCACCAUUUCCUGUUGUCAGACUACGGGGUCUUCCUUUUGAUUGCAUGGAAACUGAUGUCGUCGAGUUCUUUCAUGGUCUGGACGUAGUUGACGUUCUUUUUGUCCACAAGAAUGGAAAAUUCACAGGGGAAGGCUUUUGUGUUUUGGGUUAUCCUCUGCAGAUUGAUUUUGCCCUUCAGAGGAACAGGCAAAACAUGGGGCGGAGAUACGUCGAGGUAUUCAGGAGUAAUCGACAGGAAUACUACAAGGCCGUAGCAAAUGAAGUUUUUGAUGCAUCGGGUGGGUCACCAAGAAGGACUGCACCCAGGUCAAAGUUAACCGACGAGGUGAAAGACUCCGCCGAACACACGGGUGUAUUACGCUUGAGGGGUUUGCCAUAUUCCGCGGGCAAGGAUGACAUACUGGACUUCUUCAAAGGUUUUAUCUUAUCAGAAGACUCCAUUCAUUUAACACAGAAUUCAGAGGGGAGACCAAGUGGGGAAGCAUUUGUGGAAUUCUCAAAUGAGCAAGACUCGAAGGCAGCCAUGUCCAAGGAUAGAAUGACCUUAGGUAGCCGUUACAUAGAGUUGUUCCCAUCAUCUCAUGAAGAAUUGGACGAAGCAAUCUCUAGAGGACGGUGACACCACCUAUACUUUAUUCACUGUUUUUCCUCAAUUACUACGUUGUUUUACUUUAGAAAGUGUGAGAUUUAUGGAGGUAGAAGUGAAUAGGAGGCAAGUGUGUGUUGUGUACUCUCCCGAACCAUUGUUUGGCAGACGAGCAGGUCGUAUCCCUCGACUGCUUGAAUUUGUGAAAAGAAUUGGUUUAGUAGUAUAUGGAUUGACCAUUUCUCUGGGCAGAGAUGCUUAAA